AUGAUUUCCUUCCCUUCAUUUUGGAUCAUCUUUGGUCUCAUUUCUUCAUGUCUCGGUCAAGCCUAUUGGUAUGAGACAAUUGCCCAUCAGGGAGUCGCUCCUUAUAAUCCCCAAGGGACUGCAUAUCAAGUGUUCAGAAAUGUGAAGGAAUUUGGAGCCACAGGCAACGGUGUAACCGAUGAUACAGCUGCGAUUAAUGCAGCAAUUGCGUAUGGAUCUCGCUGUGUCGAAGGAGUUCCAGGAGUUGGAUGUGCAUCUGCCACUAACUCCCCAGCCGUGGUGUACUUUCCUGCUGGAACUUACUUGAUUUCAUCUCCCAUUCUUCCCUACUAUAUGACUCAAUUGAUUGGAAAUCCAAAUGCCUUACCAACAAUCAAAGCCACUGCUGGUUUUGUAGGUCUAGCACUUAUUGAUGCCGACCCUUAUGGAUCAUCUGUACCAGAUUAUGGAACUACGAAUGUAUUUUAUCGUCAAGUACGAAAUUUUAUUAUUGACACUACAAAUAUGCCCGCUACUUCGUUGGCACGAGGUAUUCACUGGCCAACAUCUCAAGCUACUAGUCUCCAAAAUAUGGUUUUUAAUCUCAAUAAAGCGAGUGGUACUUUGCAUCAAGGAGUUUUCAUAGAAAAUGGUUCUGGUGGUUAUUUGGAUGAUCUCAUCUUCAAUGGUGGUCAAUAUGGCAUGAGUGUUGGAUCGCAGCAAUUUACCUCGCGAAAUUUAACAUUCAAUAAUUGCGGGACCGCUAUAUAUCAACUUUGGGAUUGGGGAUGGACAUAUAUGGGAUUAUCAAUCAACAACUGUGGUGUAGGUCUCGAUAUGUCUGAUGGAGGCUCUACAGCACAACAAGUUGGAUCAGUAACUGUCAUCGACAGUACUUUCUCUAAUACUCCUAUUGGUAUCCUUACUGCUCGAAGCAGUACAUCACUUCCUCUUACCGCUGGAAGUCUAGCCAUCGAAAAUGUGGUUUUCACCAAUGUUCCAACCGCUGUACAAGGUGCAAAUGGUGUAUCUUUAGCAGGAAGCACCGGUUCCAUGACAGUCGCUGCUUGGGUGCAAGGUAAUACCUAUAGCCCUACAGGUCCCACUUCAACUCAAGGUGCAACAUCUGCUUUCCCUCGUCCAGCAUCAUUGCUCAGUGGUACAAGAUAUUAUACUCGAUCUAAACCUCAAUACAACACUCUUGCAGUCACUCAAUUUGCUAGUGUUCGUACAGCCGGAGCUAAAGGCGAUGGGAUAACGGAUGAUUCAGCUGCUAUCCAAGCAAUCAUCACUUCUGCAACUGCCGCUGGUAAAGUGGUAUACUUCGACUCUGGUAUUUAUAAAGUAACCACCACAAUUUCUAUUCCAGCAGGUGCUCGAAUGGUCGGAGAGACUUAUCCCGUAAUAAUGGGAUCUGGAUCCUUCUUCGCCAAUAUGGCUGCUCCUCAACCAGUUAUACGAAUCGGAUCCACAAGUGGCGAAACCGGUAUUGUAGAAUGGUCAGAUAUGAUUGUAUCAACGCAAGGCGCCACAGCAGGAGCAACACUCAUCCAAUGGAAUCUCGCAUCUCCAUCUACCACACCUUCUGGAAUAUGGGAUGUGCAUACCCGAAUUGGUGGGUUUGAUGGUAGUAAUUUACAGGUUGCUCAAUGUCCUACGACAGGUACCCAACCGAAUACUAAUUGCAUCGCUGCAUUUAUGAGUAUGCAAAUCACUAGUAUCGCAAGUGGAUUGUAUAUGGAAAAUGUAUGGUUGUGGACUGCAGAUCAUGAUAUUGAUGAUGUGAUUGAUACUCAAAUCUCUGUCUAUAGUGGCAGAGGAUUAUCGGUCGAGAGUACUACUGGAAAUUUUUGGUUGAUUGGAACAGCUGUGGAACAUCACGCGCUUUAUCAAUACCAAUUCGCCAACACUCAAAAUGUAUUUAUGGGAUAUAUCCAGACGGAAACCCCUUACUACCAACCCGUCCCCCAAGCAACCUCGCCCUUCCCCCCAGUCACCACCCUCAACGACCCCGAUUUCAGCACCUUCUGCGCCGGUAAAUCUGCUACAUGUUAUGACGCAUGGGGAUUACGCAUUUUAGAUUCCCAGAAAAUUCUCGUCUACGGCGCUGGUUUUUACAGUUUCUUCAACAAUUAUAGUCUUACAUGCUCCAACCACACCAGCACAACAUACAACAGUAACUGCCAGACCCAAGUUUUCGGUAUCGAUGAAGGCGGGUCCGCGACGGAAGCAUAUGCAGGUUCGACGGUGUAUGUAUAUGGAUUGAAUACGUUGGGGGUGGAAAGUAUGAUUGAUAUGGAUGGGAAGAGUGUAGCGAGUUAUACUGCGAAUGAGAAUGUUUAUGGGGCGAAUGUGGUGAGGUUUGUUAGUUAG
Messenger RNA from Botrytis deweyae, 2352 nucleotides. RefSeq lists its product as uncharacterized. The transcript is spliced from 8 exons. Gene Ontology annotation, molecular function: polygalacturonase activity. Bases 1 to 2352 code for a protein of 783 amino acids. Lineage: Eukaryota; Fungi; Ascomycota; Leotiomycetes; Helotiales; Sclerotiniaceae. The record is from RefSeq and is a predicted model, not a curated record.